Messenger RNA from Ylistrum balloti, 4087 nucleotides. Its product is annotated as glutathione hydrolase 1 proenzyme-like. The record is from RefSeq and is a predicted model, not a curated record. Gene Ontology annotation, biological process: glutathione catabolic process. The coding region runs from base 90 to 1994 and encodes 634 amino acids. Gene Ontology annotation, molecular function: glutathione gamma-glutamate hydrolase. The transcript has 16 exons. Gene Ontology annotation, cellular component: plasma membrane. NCBI's taxonomy places the organism in Eukaryota, Metazoa, Mollusca, Bivalvia, Pectinida, Pectinidae.
GUACCUUGCCGUAGAACGAGCAUCUGUUCAUUGACUCCAUUCCAUCCAGUGCUGAAUUGAUUGUAAAGUCCCUUAAAUAUUCAAAAGAAAUGGCCGAAGAAGGUAGUUUUGGCGGCGGUGCGUUCACCGUGGAUGGAGAUAAGGAUGAUUUGAUUGGAGAAACACAACGUCCUAUUGGAAAAGGAGGCCAUUUGUUGCAAACCAGUAACAGCUUCACAAGUGAAGGCAGUCACAAAAAUGAAGCUUCGCCUCUACACAAAACAAAGCAGAUACUCCAGUCUGGCAAGGAGAUAUCUCAGUCACGAGGCUUGAAGAUAAUUGUCAUAUGUGCUGUCCUCUUUGCCAUCAUUAUAACCAUUGCUCUUAUCUUGUCAAUUGUGUUUGGAGAGCCACAGGUGGGUGGUAAUGCUGGUGUAGCAGCCGAUGUUCCCAUAUGCUCAGAUAUGGGUAGAGAUAUUCUUCAAGAUGGAGGUAAUGCUGUGGAUGCCAUGGUUACCACCAUGCUCUGUGUAGGAGUAGUGGAUGCACAAAGCUCUGGAUUAGGAGGAGGCGGCUUUAUGCUUAUCCAUGACCAUAAGACUCAUGAGUCAUCAGUGAUAGACUUUCGUGAGAUGGCACCAGCAACAGCUAGUCCUGACAUGUAUCAAGGCACAGAGCAAUCUUUGGUGGGUGGUCUGGCUGUCGGAGUCCCUGGAGAAUUAAAGGGCAUGCAGACGGCCCACAACAAGUAUGGAAAGUUAUCAUGGAAAAAGGUGAUCCAGCCCGCAGCAGAUCUCGCCAGGAAUGGAUUUAAAGUGACACCCAGCAUGGCAAAAGUUUUCACAGAGGGAAAAGUGAAAAAGGCAGAAUUUAAAGGAAUGAUGGAAGAUAUAUACUUAGAUGAGAAUGGGGACUUUGUUCAACAGGGAACACAAAUCUCUCGUCCACAGUUGGCUGACACACUGGACAUCAUUGCAGAGCAUGGUGCAGACGCCUUCUACAAUGGGCAGCUCUCCAAAUCAAUCAUUGAUGCGGUGUCCAAGGCCACACCCCCAGGAAUUAUGACGUUAGAAGAUCUCAAAAACUAUGAUGUUGUGAUCAGGAGAGCUGUCCAAACUACAUACAAUGGUCACACAUUACUCUCUACUCCUGCUCCAGCCUCAGGAUCUGUUCUACUGUUCAUCAUGAAUGUUUUAGAAGGAUUCAAGUUUACAAAGGCAGACAAAAAUAGAGUACAGACCUUCCAUAGAAUCAUAGAGACAUUAAAGUUUGCAUUUGAAAAACAACAACAGUUAGGUGACCCAGACAAAGACACUACAGGGCAGGUGAAGAAUGUAACAGAUUUCUUAAACAGCAAAGCUGAAGCAAGUUAUAUACGUAGUCUUAUUUUGAAUGUAACCAAGGAUGAAACAGGACAGUUUAAUAAGCUUGACAAAGGCACUUCCCAUAUCUCCAUUAUUGAUGCUCAGGAACUCAUGGUCUCCGUAACAACCACUGUGAAUCAGUGGUUUGGAUCAAGAGUGAUGACAUCAACUGGCAUCUUACUCAAUGACCAAAUGGCAGACUUCUUUGUACCAACACCAGGCUCUACACAGACUCAGAACCAGCUAAAUGCUAUAGGGCCUGGGAAACGUCCACUAUCCAACAUGGCUCCUGCUAUUCUACUAAACGAAGAUCGGCCAUGUUCACUUCGUAUGGUUGUAGGAGCUGCUAAUGGAUCCCGCAUCAUUUCAGGUGUUGUGGAAACACUCUUGAAUGUUGUAUCAUUUGGAGAGAGCAACCUGACAAAGGCAAUUUUUGCACCCAGGAUCCACUAUGACGCUAUAUCCCGUGACACAGAAUAUGAACCUGGUUUCCCAGAGAGUAUAGUAAAAGGCUUGUCAGAGGAUCAUGGGCACAAAAUGGUGCGUACUGUGGAAGGAAUCAACAUUGUACAAGCUGUGUCAAAAGUCAACAAUACCUUACAGGCAGUUUCCGAUCCGAGGAAGUGGGGACGUGCAGCCACACUGGAGUAAUAUGUAUCUCCCUUGUCAAAAUUCAUUAUUUUGGAAAUCCAAGUUUUCUUCUCUGCCAUUGGAAUAUGCUUUGCUGGCAAAUAUCAGAAUCUUUUUGCACCAACUAUGUGCCAAUUUUAGUUGCAAAAAAUCACUGAAUUGGCUGAUCAUGAGCCAGAACAUAUUCCAAUCAUAAAGGGAAGCUGUGUAUGUGAAGAGAAGAAAUCUUUGAAUUCAAAAAUGAACACAAAUGAUGUUGUCUGUUCUUUAAAGUGCAAUAAAACAAUACUUUUAUAAUAUGAUACAAAUAAUAUACUGUAAUGUAUAAUGAAAAAUGUUGAUUUUAGUUAUCAGUUCUCUUUCAAAUAUUUGAUCACAAAUUUAGAAUUUGAUGUAGAAAAAGUUAAAAUACACCAUCAAUGUGUAGUGUACCAAUGUUAGGGCCCACAACCACUUAAUUACAGAGUUAGUGCUCAAUGUUGAAAUUUUGUGUCUAGAGAAUUACUUUUCCUGCAUUUAAACUUGGAUAUUGAAAUGUGAUGUAUACAAAGUCAUGUAAAAGGUGCAUCACAGCAAAGUCUGGGUCCAUGACCCCUCAGUACAUUGUUAUUGUCAUUUGUUAUAAUUUUGUGUAAUAAGCAUAGCUUUUCUUUCACCAAAACUAGGAACAUGUAACUUGGUGUAUGCAUCAGUCAUAUUAAGAGAAUGUGCAGUAUAAAAAAUUCAGUGUGUGCAACCCCUUAAUUAAAGAAUUAUGGUCUUUUGUUAAAAUUUUGUGUUUAAUACAUUUUUAUGGGGCAUUGAUUGGUUUCAAUGGUACUCUUGUUUGAGUAAAGAAUCAGACUUUAUAUUAAUUGGAACAGGACUGUAUGUAUAUACAUAUUUAACGAAGCAGUGGUGUCUCAUUGAAUAGGUAGACUUUAUUGUUAUUCCACUGAAUGUUGUUUUUUGGUUGAUAUGAUGGUUGUCAGUAUAAAGUGAAAUGUGAUAUUGUUUUCUAGCUUACUUAGCUUAUUCAUUGUGAUAUUGGUGUAUAUUGUGGUAUCAAUUGAGAUAAGAAUUAUUUUAUGAAUGUUAGUUAAAUAUGAAACAGUUGUGGAAGUUUUUUCUAGUGAAGUUCUUAGAUAUGACAGUUUGGUGUUUAUUGUUUAAUUCAGGUUUGUUUAUAUUUCUGAGUUUAUAAGUUGUAGAACUUUUCUAAAGUGAAGUUCUGUCAAUAUUCAACAUAGAUGAAAAACCUCACUGACAUAUGUUAUUGGUAAAGUACAACUCUCUACUUUGAGUGAGGUAAAGGUUUAUGUAAUAAUAAACAUCUGCAUUUUUAGUUUUUAUGGAAAUACAUGUACUUAUGGACAGUUAUUAGAUUUUCGAAGAAAUUAUGAUGAAUUUUUUCCACCUUUUCUGGAUCCCAGUUUGAGACUUCUUUGCCUCACUCUAGGAUGAAAGACUGUAAUAAACAUUGUAUGAUGUUGUUGAUGUUGCACCAAUAAUCAAAUGAUACCACAUCAUCCAUGCGGUUAUUUCACACAUGGCAAGCAGGGUAAGAGAAAAUAAUUACCGGUAUUUACCCCUUUGCAGGUGGAUCUCAACCCUUGGGGAAAGAUUAUUAGUUGCCAAAACUUUGUGUUUGCAACUUAAAAAUCUUCCUCUUUGGAAUGAUGUUCCCUUACCUCACCUUGAAGAGGCAGAUAGAUUCUAUUCAUCAUCAUUCAUUAUCCAGCAUGUCAGUUGCAAAAAUCUGAGAAACUUUUCAUUUAUUUUUCUGCAUAAAAAAAUGUAUAAUAUGUUCAAUAUUUCUGAAUGAGCUAAAGUUUAAACUUACUAUUUGAUAAAACACUUGUAUUACAUUUCACAGAUUUGUCAUGUCUAAUUUUAUGAUAAAUACAUCCAUCUCUAAAUGCGAUCUUUAAUAGGAAUGAAUCUCAUGCUGCCUUCACUAUGCUCAUAACAUUCCUAAAAGGGUGUUUGAUAGUGUUUUUAAAUGCUUUACUUAUAAAUAAUUCCAUUCAAUGUAACAUUCCAUAUUGUCAGAUUGAGGAAUGACUGUAUUUCAGUAAGUUGAGAAUGAAACCAUUUAGUGUACUUUUUUUCAUUAAAUUAUAUUAUUUUAUAAA